Molecule: messenger RNA, 219 nt
Organism: Aspergillus pseudonomiae
Lineage: Eukaryota; Fungi; Ascomycota; Eurotiomycetes; Eurotiales; Aspergillaceae
Exons: 2
Coding region: 1-219 (72 amino acids)
Biological process (GO): mycotoxin biosynthetic process
Source: RefSeq, a predicted model, not a curated record
AUGCAUAUUGAUCAUUGUAUCGAUCAGCUGCGCCAGGCGAUCAUGUGCUCGGCAGAUCUGACCCCUGUUACCCUGCAACCCGUCAUUCAGCUGCGAGAAGGCAGGCGAUAUCUGAUCCUCUUGGGGGAGACGGAGCGCACGCAUACUUGUCGGGACUUCGAAACUAUCAAACAAUGGGUACGAUUCAGAAGCAAGAAAGCAGCGGUUCAGCACAUGUGA